AUGUCUCUGCCUCAUAUCUCGCUUUUUCCCCGCCAAAUGAGAUGGUGAUAACAUUCUCCUUAAGCCUCCAUUUUACUCCCAAAAAUGACCUAAAAAAGGAUUGGAAUUCAAUAAUCAAACACCAAACCAAGCUGAAAAAUGAUAAUGCAAUUCUCUCUACAUUUACCCAAAUGGAAUCUCUGGGUUUAACACCCAAUAAGGCCACUUUGCCUUUGGUUUUGAAGGCCUGCACAAAGUUGAACGCCAUUGAAACCGGUAAGAGAAUACACUUGAGUAUUCAAAACACCAACUUGAUUGAAGAUGUUCGAGUUGGGACUGCUAUUAUUGACUUUUAUUGUAAGUGUAGUUUUCUCGAAGAGGCGCGUAAGCUGUUUGAUGAAAUCGGUGAAAGGGAUUUGGUCUUGUGGAACGCAAUGAUAUCGGGGUAUGCAGGGUGUGGAGAAUUUGAGGAAGUGUUUUUUCUGGUGAUGAGAAUGCAAAGAGAGGGUUUUAGGCCAAAUUCACGUACGUUGGUAGCGAUGCUUUCAGUGUGUGAGGAGGUUGCAGAAGUGAGGUUAGGAAAGGUGAUUCAUGGUUAUUGUUUGAGGAAUGGGUUAUUUGAUUUGUACCCCCAUGUUGGUACUGCUUUGAUUGGGUUUUAUUUGAGUUUUGAUGUGAGAGCUUCGCAUCUUGUGUUUAAUUUUAUGGCCAUUCGGAAUACCGUUAGCUGGAAUGCUAUGAUUAUGGGGUAUUUUGGUGUUGGAGAAUCCUUGAAAGCUUUGAAACUUUUUGAGAAAAUGCUUAUGGGUGGAGUUGAAUUUGAUUCUGUUACAAUGUUGGCUCUUAUUCAGGCCUCUGCAGAAUUUGGAUCUCUUAAAUUAGGUAAUCAAAUUCAUCAAAUGGCUAUAAAGUUUAGUUAUAGCAAUGACUUGUUCAUUAUAAAUGCAUUGAUUAAUAUGUAUGCGGAGAUUGGAAGUUUGAAGUCAGCAUGUAAAUUAUUUGAUGUUACCCCCACACGUGAUGUUGCUAUUUGGAAUUCUAUGAUAUCUGCAUAUGUUGACUACAGCCAUAAUGAAGAAGCCUGUGGUUUGUUUAUUAAAAUGCGAACUGAAGGCAACAAAGAAGAUGAAAGAACUAUUGUUAUUAUGUUUUCUUUAUGUGCAGAAUCAGCUGAUGGUUUGAAAAUGGGUAAAAGUUUACAUGCUUAUGCAAGCAAGAGUGAGAUGGGGAUGGAUAUUAAUCUAGGGAAUGCUAUGUUAAAUAUGUAUGCUGAACGAACUUGUAUAGAUUCUGUCAAAAAUGUUUUUAGGGAGAUGAGUAAUGUUGAUGUAAUCUCAUUUAACACAUUGAUCUUAGCUCUGGCCCAUAACAGUUUGGGAAGUGAAGCAUGGGAAGUCUUUGGUAUGAUGCGAGAAUCUGAUGUUAAGCCUAACUCUUACACAAUUAUAUCAAUCCUUGCUGCUGUAUGCAAUGAUGAAACUUGUCUAAAUAUUGGGAGAUCAAUUCAUGGUUUUGUGAUAAAGCAGGGGAUAGAAGUAAAUGUACCCUUGAACACUGCACUAACUGAUAUGUAUAUUAACUGUGGUGAUGAGGAAAUGGCUAGGAAUCUUUUUGAGAGUUGUCCCAGUAGAGAUUUGAUCUCAUGGAAUGCUUUGAUUGCUGCCUAUGUUAAAAACAACAAGGCUCAUGAUGCUUUUUUAAUUUUUAGCCGCAUGAUUUCAGAAGUGGAGCCCAACUCAGUUACAAUAAUAAAUAUUCUCUCAUCAUGCACCCAUCUUGCUCAUCUGCCUCUCGGUCAAUGCUUGCAUGCUUAUAUGAUACGGCGGGAAUCCUCUUUAGGUCACAAUUUGUCUCUUGAAAAUGCUUUUAUAACAAUGUAUGCAAGAUGUGGAAGCAUGCAAUAUGCUGAAAAAAUCUUCAAAAACUUACCAAGGAGAACUAUUAUAUCAUGGAAUGCCAUCAUAACUGGUUAUGGAAUGCAUGGCCGUGGUUAUGAUGCUAUUUUUGCCUUCUCUCAAAUGCUAAAGGAUGGUUUCCAACCAAAUGAAGUAACUUUCAUAUCUGUUCUAUCAGCUUGCAGCCAUUCUGGUAUGAUGGAGGAAGGACUGCAGCUGUUUGAUUCCAUGGUUCAGUAUUUUAAGAUCACCCCUCAGCUUGCUCACUAUGGAUGUGUCGUCGAUUUGCUUGGUCGUGCAGGCAGCUUAGACAAAGCUAGAGAGUUGAUUGAAUCAAUGCCCAUCAAACCAGAUGCUUCAGUCUGGAGAGCUUUGCUUAGUGCUUAUAGAGAUCAUUGUUACACUAAAGAAGCUAAGGAUAUUUUUGAAAAAAUUGUUGAAUUGGAGCCUAUGAACCCAGGGAAUUAUGUCUUGCUUUGUAAUGUAUAUGCUGCAGCAGGUCUCUGGUCAGAGGUCAGACAAAUCAGAACAUGUUUCAGAGAGAAGGGCUUAAGAAAGCCUCCUGGAAUCAGUUGGAUUGUUGUUGGAAGCCAGAUUCACUCUUUUGCUGCUGGAGAUAGAUUGCACCCAAUGGCUGACAAAAUCUAUGCAAAUUUGAAUUCAUUGUUGCAGUCAAUGAAAGAAAUAGGAUAUGCUUCUGAUCUUCAUUGGAUAUUGCAUGUUGAUGAGGAGUAUAUUUAAAGUCCAGGGCAGUUCAUGAGUAGAGUAGCAAAUUUUGGCCUUCAAAGUGACUUUCUGAGGGGUGCAUCAAUCAUCAUCUGAUAGAUGAAACAUGGCAUUGCUCAUGAGCUAAAAUCCUUUUGGUUGCAGAAAAUUUUAGGGGAUGAUGAUCUGAGUCCCUGCUUAUGUGUAGAUAUCAUUGAAAGCUUGACUAGCACUGAGAAAAAGUUAUUGACCCAUUACUUCUAAUAUCAGUUAUUCUCCUAUCAAAUGAAGCAAAAUUCUUUCCGAGUCUAUGAAGUCUAUGAGUUCUUGGAUGGAUAUUGGCAGAAAGAGGUCAUAUAUACAGCUCAGCAUGGUAUUUUAAUUUCAUCAAUGCUUCCAUCAUAUGAAGGAAAAACUACAGGAUUAUGGAGCCUAAAAUUUUGGGAAAAUUUUUACACAUCAACGAUGGAUAUUUGCAGAAAUCAGUCACACAUUAAUCCAGGAGGGUGCAAUGAUUUUGCAAUGGUAAGUACAUCAAACUGUUUAUGUGAUCCUUUAUCUCCACAUUAUCGAAAUAUCCACUGACUAAUGCAAGACCUUAAUCUCUUACGUCAGUCUUACGUAAUUUUUUGUAAUUACUUCACUAGCUGAUUAGGAACAUCAUAAAUACUGUGAACUUGCUUAUUCAUUGUAUAUUUUUUUUUAUUCCUGAGUUCUUCCUAUUCUGCCUAUUUGUUUCUGAAACUCUAUUUUCUAUCCAGCUGCACUUGCUUUAACCAGAUUAUUACUCCGAAUGUUCCCUUGAAUUGCAAAUAAUUCUUGAUACUGAACAACUUUCUGAACCCAUUCUGCAUUUUCUGUAGUUUUGCGCAUACUUGUUUCAAAUGCCUGUGCAUCCGAAUUGAAGCCAAGAGGAUUAGAUUGAAUAUUAUAGCAAUAGGAUCUUUCUUUUUUUUUCCCCUCUUUCAAUGAUCUACCUCAAGGAAAGAAAAGGAUAAAACACAAAAACUUUUGG
Molecule: messenger RNA, 3594 nt
Organism: Durio zibethinus
Lineage: Eukaryota; Viridiplantae; Streptophyta; Magnoliopsida; Malvales; Malvaceae
Product: putative pentatricopeptide repeat-containing protein At3g01580
Biological process (GO): RNA modification
Cellular component (GO): intracellular membrane-bounded organelle
Molecular function (GO): protein binding; RNA binding
Source: RefSeq, a predicted model, not a curated record